Juglans regia (Persian walnut) is the source of this 1820-nucleotide messenger RNA. Its product is annotated as probable pectinesterase/pectinesterase inhibitor 54. Gene Ontology annotation, biological process: cell wall modification. Bases 86 to 1690 code for a protein of 534 amino acids. The transcript is spliced from 3 exons. The record is from RefSeq and is a predicted model, not a curated record. Lineage: Eukaryota; Viridiplantae; Streptophyta; Magnoliopsida; Fagales; Juglandaceae. Gene Ontology annotation, molecular function: pectinesterase activity; pectinesterase inhibitor activity.
AUUUCUAGUUGUGGGAUUCCUUAAGGAAUCAGUUAAACUUUCUCUCGUUAAAUAAGUUGUUUGCUGAUUGAGUGGAUUCUUUGAAAUGGGAAGGGGAGCGCUAGGGUUUCUUGUCCUUUGGUUAUUGAUCAGAUCUGCACUAGUAGGGGCCUCUGUCAGCUUGUCAUUCCCUGCCAUGGAUAGUUAUCAAAAGCAUGUCCAUGAGGAGUGCGCCUUUACCAGAUAUCCUGGCCUAUGUGUUGAAAUCUUGGUCGGAUUGGACUCGGGAAAUCAGCCUAUUGACUUUAUUUCCACUCUUCUUGGCCAUGCCCUAUCUGAAGCGAAGCUGACUCAUUCCGACUUCGCCAAAUUCAGCUCCCAAUUUGGAGCCCAAGAUGCCAAAACCGCUGAUUCUGUCGCAGGCUAUUGUCAAGAGCUAACGAAAAUGUCUCUCAGGCGGCUGGACCAGUCCCUGCUAGCUCUCAAACAAUCUCCAAAGAAAAACAAGCGUGACAUCCAAACAUGGCUAAGUGCUGCCUUGACUUUCCAACAAGCUUGUAAAGACACAGCCGACAGCCUCAGUGUCUCCGAAGAGUUCAUUGUUCAGCUAUCAAAGAAGAUGGAUUAUCUAUCUCAAUUGGUGAGUAAUCCCUUAGCUCUUGUUAACCGGAUCACAGGGAAGUCAAGGAACAACAAAACUCGCCCUCUUGGUCAAGAUCAAGCUACUUUUCCCAAGUGGGUCUAUGCCCGAGAUAGAAAGCUACUUCAGGCAACCCCCAUAAAGGCGAACGCAGUAGUUGCAAAAGAUGGAUCAGGUAACUACGAAACUAUCUCCAAAGCUAUCGAGGCUGCUUCUGGGAAACGGUUCGUGAUUUAUGUGAAGUCAGGAGUUUACAGGGAAAAGAUUCGCACUAACAAAGAUGGCAUUACUUUGAUAGGAGAUGGCAGAUAUUCCACUAUUGUAGUUGGUGACGAUAGUGUCGCCAAACACACUUCCUUGCCAGCCACUGCUACUUUCACAAUCACAGGUGAUGGAUUCAUUGCUCGCGAUAUUGGUUUCCAAAAUACGGCAGGUCCUCAAGGACAACAAGCCGUGGCUCUGAGUAUUGCUUCGGAUCAUUCAGUUCUCUUCAGGUGUACUAUUUCAGGCUACCAAGACAGCCUCUAUGCGCUUGCCCUCCGUCAAUUCUACAGGGAAUGUGAUAUAUACGGCACCGUAGACUUCAUCUUUGGAAACGCUGCAGCUGUUUUUCAAAGCUGCAAUUUGAUACUACGCAGACCACACAGCGGUUAUAAUGUGAUCCUUGCCAAUGGAAGGAACGACCCUGGACAAGACACUGGCUUCUCCAUUCACAAGUGUAAUAUCAGGGCGAGCUCGGAUUUUUAUCCGGUUAAAUAUUCCUACAAUUCGUAUCUAGGAAGGCCCUGGAAGCAGUACUCUAGAUCAGUGAUAAUGGAAUCUACCAUUGAUGAUUGUAUCGCAUCCAGAGGUUGGAUUGAGUGGCCUGGAGCUUCGAGCUCCUCUCUCAGGACACUUUAUUUUGCAGAAUACUCCAACGUAGGGCCCGGGGCAAGACUUUCCAAGAGAGUACAGUGGCCUGGAUUUCAUGCUAUUGGAGCUGAAAAAGCUGUUGAGUUCACCGUCGCUAACUUCAUUGAUGGUACAUCAUGGCUGCCUCCCACUGGAGUAACGUUCAUCUCCGGCCUGUAGUGGUUUGAAAUGAAAGGAUAUUUGGAUUGUUAUGGUCUUCUAGGUAGGUUAAUUUAUGUCCUAAUUUUAGAGUGCCGAAAAUAAAAGAAAUAAAAGUGUUAUAGACAUAAAUAAAUUUAAUAAAAAUAAA